Schistosoma turkestanicum is the source of this 4146-nucleotide messenger RNA. The record is from the annotation of a GenBank genome assembly. NCBI's taxonomy places the organism in Eukaryota, Metazoa, Platyhelminthes, Trematoda, Strigeidida, Schistosomatidae.
AUCCCAUGUAUUCUUCAAGAAGAGUCAUUCAAUCAAAAUCAAUCACAAACGACCAGUUUAACCAUAUCAGCUGAAAUGAAAUUUUUAACGAAUGAUUCUUAUGAUCAUACUAAUACUACUAGUACUACUACUACUACUAAUAAUAAAUCAAUGUUAAUGAUCCAUUCCACAGUAUCUUCAUCAUCGCCAUCCUCCUCCUCAUCUCCAUCAUUAUCAUUCAACAGGGCAAAAUCUUUAUCACCCGCAUUUCACGAUGAUGCAAUUCGUAUCACUUUUAAUGAUUUGCUACAAAAUUCUCAUGAAUAUCAGAUAAAAGAGACUGACAUAUUCAAUAAAUUGUAUCAAGCGGAUUCAUCGAAUGCUGUUAAUCAUAAUCAUAAUAACAAUAAUAAUGACAAUCAGUGUGUUGAAGAUACUGAUGACGAUAAUCCUGUCGGCGGUCAUCAUCAUCAUCAUCAUAAUGAUCAUGAUGGCGAUGGAGAUGAGGAUGAUGGCGAUGAGGAUAAUGUGGAACAAACUAAAGAUUAUCAUCCAGGUGAACAUUCAACAGAACAUGCAUAUUCUCAAUUGAAUAUUUAUAAACAUUCAAUUAGUUCAUGUGAUUAUGAAAAUAAUGAUUGUGAUACAGUGUGUUUAAAUGAAAUCACUGGUAACAAUCCACAUCAGCAUCAGCAUCGUCAUUCUGAGCAUCAGGCUACUUUUUAUUCACCCAGUCAUGACUCCACCGACAUGAUGAUGCCAUUAAUGAAAAAAUCUCGACUUAGUUCAUUAACAGAUCAAACAAAUCCAUCAAAAUUACAUCAUAUAAAUGAGACAAUUACAUCUGGAUGUACACCGAUUGUGACCACAACACCAACAGCAACAACCUCAAUAGACUUUGGAAUCACUACUGCCAUGUUAUCAAAUGAAAAUAAUCCUGCAAAAUUAUGUAAACAAGAAAAUGAAUUUCUUGUCAAUCAUACCAAUGAUAAUCAAAUUCAUUUACAAAAUAAUAUAAAUUAUAAAUUUACAGGAUUUCCACCUUGUUUUCAAUAUCCUCAUCAAUAUCAUAUGAAUUAUCAAAAUAGUAAUAAUAAUAGUAAUAAUAAUUGUACCACCACUAUGAAUCAACAUUUAUCUUCUUAUCCCCUAAACAAUUUACAAUCCAAUCAUCAUGAUAAAAAUUACACAACAUGUCACAACAUGCCACCGUUACAAAAUUAUUUUCCUUCAUUUGCUUAUAAUAAUAAUCGUUUCGCAUGUUAUCCUAAUGAUGGUAUACAUGAAAAAAUCAGUCAUGAUAAUAAUCAUUCAAAACUUACUGAUUCAUUUCAUUUAAACAAUGAACGUGGAGCGUUACAUCAUUCACUAUUGAAUCGAGAUAAUAUUGUAGAAUACUUGCAUAAAUCCAAUGGGAAUACAGCAGCAGUAUUAUCGAAUAAUAAUAAUAGUGGUCUAAUGAUUGCACAUAGAAAUUCACCUCAUACUAAUAAUAAUAAUAAUAGCGUUACAACUAGUGAGGAAAAGUUAUCGAACAAUCGACAUAUGAUACCUUCAUUGCAUCCAUCGACUCUUACUACACCACUCAAUGAAAAUAAUCAUAAUAAUCCUAUGAUAUUUCCACCUGCAAUAACUAAUUUACCAGUAGUAAAUCAUACUAAUUCAUUGACAAUGUCAUCGUAUACAAGAAGAAAUUCCAAUGAUUGUGAUGAUAAUUUGCCGAAAAUGAACAAUUUAAAUUGGACAUCGAACAAUAAUACAUUAUCGCAUUCUUAUAGAGGGCAAACAGGAUAUACAAAUGAAUUCGGUAAUGCAACUAGAAGAAGAAAUGCUACUAAAGAAAGUACAACCACAUUGAAAGCUUGGCUACAAGAACAUAUUAAAAAUCCUUAUCCAACUAAAGGAGAAAAGAUUAUGCUGGCGAUUAUUACAAAAAUGACUUUAACACAAGUUUCCACAUGGUUUGCCAAUGCAAGAAGACGUUUAAAAAAAGAGAAUAAAAUGACAUGGACACCUAAACAUCGUGGUGAAGAACAAAAUGAUGAUGACGAUGAUGACGAUGAUGGUGAUGAUGUUGACGAUGAUGAAGAAGAGCAGGAGGUGGAUGAGGAUGAGGAUAACAGAGACAACAAUGAAGAGAAUGAUCAAGAUGUACGACAUACUAAUGAAAGACAACGAAAUGAACGAUGUAGAAAAUCAAAUAAUCAACGUCUUUACACCGAUGAUAACAUUAGUCAUGAUCGUGAUGGUGACGAUGAAAUGACUGGAUCUGAUGAAGAAGAACAAGAAGAGGAAGAAGUGGAAGCAGCACUGAAUCAAGCCAGAAAUCAUUGCACAUUGAAAGAUUCUACAAAUCAUAAUUAUUAUUAUGGUCAUCAUCAUCAACAGCAAAAUUAUGCAUCAGAUAAACAUGGGAAAAUCAAUAAAUCCACCAUGAAUUCAAAUUCACUGAAAACUUCCUUGACUAAGAAUGAACUGUACACAAUAGACAAUAGAGUAAUGCACACAAAAAAUCAUGAACAAACGAAUAACUAUCCAUUUGCUCCACCUUCUUCUUCUACCGAUUCAAUGUUUAUUCAACAAAUUCAACCAAAUUUCAAUGUUCCAUUUGAUUUUUUAUUGAACAAUGAUCAACAUGAUAAACUCCAUUCAACAUUGAAUCAAUUGAAUACUUUUAAUAAAAACAAUGAUAUGCUCCUCCUACAACAACAAGCACAACAUCAACAACAGCCUAAUUGUUUUAAUGAUAAUAACAAUAGUAAUAAAACACAAAUCAUCAAAUCAUCAAUAGAACAACAUUUAAAUCAUUCUAUUGAAAAUCAACUAAAUGAAUUUCGCGAUAAAUGUAGCUUACCAAAUAUGAUUGCCCAGUCGACCUGGACAGAUAUGAUAUCAUCAUCAUCAUCGUCAUUAUCGGUCAACAAAUAUCAUGAUUCAAUGCCAUUUGGACAACAAUCCUAUCACAGCAUUCCAUUUCCUUAUUAUAUACAAGAAAAUCUACACGUUUCACCGCAUACGCAUGGAUUCGAUGUAUCGAAUAAAUCGUAUUUAUCAUUGAAUUCACUGCCACCGCCAAAUCUUCUAAAUUCAACUCAAACAAAUUUAAAAUCGAAUCAAUUAUCAUUAAGAGAUGAUCAAUCAUUGCUUUCACCGUCAACAUUGUCAUCCUCCUCCUCAUCAUCAUCACAUUCACCUUUGUUGUCGUCUACUUUAACAACUACAACACUGACGACGACAAGUAACUCAUUGUAUACAACUUUUCCUAAUACAAUGCAUUUAUUAACGUCUAAAUCUGUCAAUCUUGAUACGAAUAAUUCACACAUAGUUAAUAAUCAUGAUCGAUUAUCCUCAUUUGCCAAUCUAUUAAAUCAUAAAGAAUUAUUUUCAACUCGAAUCAAUUGUAACAAUGAUAAUGAUGAUAAUAAUAUUAAUAAUAAUAAUAAUAAUAAUAAUAAUUAUUAUGAACGAAUGACAUUAUCGAAUUUUUCAACAACAAAUAAUUUCCUAACAGGUACCUUAAAUAAAAUGAAUCAUUUGAAUUAUGAACCUAGUAAUGAUGUAAUCACAGGCAAUAAUCAUCCGCAAAGAUUACCGUUUAUGACAGAGAUCAAUGAUUACAAACCAACAACGUCAGUAACAAUGUCAACAAUCAAUUCAUUAUGGUCAUCUCAAUUAAGACAAUUAACGGAUCAGACAGUAAGUAGUAACAGUAUGAGUAGCGGUGUUAUUCCAUUUCAACACUCCAUGAACUCUACGUUAUCUGUACCAUCCAUUACAGACGACAAUAAUCACAUUAAAAUCAAUAAUAUUUCACCUAGACUACUGUCAAAUGAAAUUAUUACUACCGAUACUACUACUACUACUAGUUCUACUACCACUACUACAACUACUGAUAAUCAUAUUAUUAGUAGUAUUGGAAGUCAACCGUUUAUUCAAGAUGAUAUACACACAUUAUCAUCAACAUUAUGGUCGAAUGAACGAUUACAUAGUGCCACUUAUGGUACAGAAAUAAAUCAUAAUGCAUUUUAUCAACCAGUAGUAUAUAAUUCAGUUCAUACUAUGCCUACACGAUAACUGGUUUAUACCUCUAUUAAAAAAAAAACUAACCACUAAUGAUAACAAUACUGCUACUGCAAAUACUACUUACUAACAAUAAUAGUAAUAAAC